CUCUCUCUCUCUCUCUGGCAGGUUUACAUAGCUGAGGGUAUAAGCUGCUGUCUAUUUUUGGAAUUCAUAGUGGCCAUUUUUUUUUUCUCGUUCGCUCACUUGGUAUUCUCCCCCUUUGUGUUGAUUGAGAUUUUUAGAGCGAUAUGUGCUGUUUUUAUUCAUGUCAGAGGGAGGUUUGUCCAAGCUGCGAGCAUCGUAGCAUCUCAUUAAUCGCCACCGUAUAGAUUUUCGCUUCUCAAUGGAAGACAUCUUCCCACUCGCUGCGAGAGACGGAGUGAAGCACAGUUUGCAUUCGCUUCGCAUCUGUGUUCCCAUCCACGAGCGAGGGACUUUUUAUAAAUGAAGAUUUGAAGAAAAAAAAAAAAAAAAAAAGUAGUAGGAAGUAGCCCACCGGCCGGGAGACGAACCUGUCAGCCUGUAACGCUGAAGGGCUUAGGCUACAUACAAUCAGGGACCGAACCGUCCGUGUUCACGCCCUGGACCCUGGACAGCAGGACGGCUGGGAAGCGCUUUCACAUUUUGACCGUGUUUGCUCAGCAGCAAGGGGGUCAAGGUGUGAUACAUGGAUCUCACAAGAAGAGCCGAUUAAUUAGAAGGUUCGACUUCCUCCACAAUUGAGACACUUUGGUCCUCUCAAAGCUCUUUGUCUCGACCAAUCAAAGAGCUUUCCCCCCACUGCUUCCCACUGCUAACCGUUGUGCAGACAUCAUGGGUACGGUGCUGUCUCUGUCUCCCAGCUACCGCAAGGCCGUGCUGUUUGAGGACGGCCCGGCCACUGUAGGCCACUACACAGCAGUCCAGAACAGCAAAAACGCUAAGGAUGCUGCUGCAGCAGCCGGAAAGUCCCUCAAACGCCCUUCUAUCAUCAGUGUGUUGCCAUGGAAACGCAUUGUGGCUGUAUCGGCGAAGAGGAAGGGCUCCAAGAAGUUGCAGGCAGAGGGCGGGGACGGUGGGAAAGGGAGCCCUCUGGAUGGCCACGCCACAGCCACGGCCAACUCAGCUUCCAGUAGCCUGAAGCUGAAGAAGUCUCAGUCCUGUGCUAACCUCUCCUCUUACUCCUCAAGCCAGGACCCCUCGGCCACUACCACCACUACCUCCUCCAACCUGCCCGUCUCCAAGACCUUGGCUAACGUAGCUACUGUUGCUGCCAAAAAGAAUUCCAUCACAGGUUCCGGGAUCCAAACGUCUACCGCAACUGGCACACCAAAACGUGUCAUUGUCCAGGCCUCCACCAGCGAACUGAUGCGCAGCCUGGGUGAGUUCCUGUGCCGCCGGUGCUACAGACUGAAGCGUCUAUCCCCGACCGACCCGGUGCUGUGGCUGCGCAGCGUCGACCGCUCCCUCCUGCUACAGGGCUGGCAGGAUCAGGGCUUCAUCACUCCGGCUAAUGUGGUCUUCCUCUACAUGCUGUGCCGCGAUGUGGUCUCAUCCGAGGUGGCCUCAGAGCGCGAGCUGCAGGCCUCACUGCUCACCUGCCUCUACCUUUCCUACUCCUACAUGGGCAACGAGAUCUCCUACCCGCUGAAACCCUUCCUGGUCGAGGCGGAGAAGGAAGCCUUCUGGGACCGCUGCCUGGAGAUCAUCAACCGCAUGAGCGGCAAAAUGCUCCAGAUCAACACCGACCCGCACUUCUUUACCCAGGUGUUUGCUGACCUGAAGAACGAGAGCAAGAAAGAAGAGGAGAAGACCAAACUCCUCAUAGGGCUUGACCGAUAAGAGGGAGCUGGGAGGGGGAAGGAUAGAUAGAAAGAUAGAAGGAGUUAAUAGGUUGAGAAGGGGUGGACUAAUGUAAUGCAGCGUAGGGAUACCUUGGUGCAGUACUGUUGUCUGGCGUCUCUACUAGUUCAUCAUUUACCAAAUGUCCUGUUGUAACCCAGAACAAAGAGCUUCUGGGAGUAACCACAGUGUUUUAAUCAUCCGAGUUUGGGUAAUGAGCAGAAUUUUCCGCAGAUUUCCUUCAAAUAUAUAUUUUUUUA
Sander lucioperca (pikeperch) is the source of this 1976-nucleotide messenger RNA. Its product is annotated as cyclin-dependent kinase 5 activator 1-like. The record is from RefSeq and is a predicted model, not a curated record. The transcript has 3 exons. The coding region runs from base 709 to 1716 and encodes 335 amino acids. Gene Ontology annotation, molecular function: cyclin-dependent protein serine/threonine kinase activator activity; protein kinase binding. Gene Ontology annotation, cellular component: protein kinase 5 complex; cytoplasm. Lineage: Eukaryota; Metazoa; Chordata; Actinopteri; Perciformes; Percidae. Gene Ontology annotation, biological process: brain development; activation of protein kinase activity; positive regulation of cyclin-dependent protein serine/threonine kinase activity.